AGGGUUGUCGACGUCGUUGUCGGGCACGAGUCCAAGUUCUUCGUAUACCUGAAAAUUACCCGACCAAUAUGAUAACUCGGCCACUUAUGUCUUCUGCCGGACCAUUACGGGCCAUUCUGCUGACAUUACGACCUUUCCCCUUUACCUUUUUCCUUCUUUAUUCGUCGGUACCUGCUAGGAUACGAUCGAAUUUAUUCCCUAUUAAAAUUUAUUUUCCCCAUCUGUUUAUUCGUAAUUUUUUUAUCCCAUCUUCGCUAACUAUCCUUAAACGUUCUUACUGGUUAUUUUUAAGUAGAUUUAUCGUUCUCAUUGUUAACUAGUUAACUUUCCAUAAUCCAACCUCGCCAAUUCUCUCGGUAAAAAUACUUUUUCUCCUUUUCGAAACUGUGAACGCGUUAACGAACUCAUUACGGUAAAUAAUGAAAGAGUACAGCAAGUUUCUCUCUCUCUCUCUCUCUCUCUCCCUCUCUCUCCCUCUCUCUCUCUCUCUCUCCCGGAGAAAUGGAAGAAGACCAGCAUCGAAAUCUUGCCAUUAUCAACUUUCUUUAGUAACAGGAGAGACUGAGAAAAUCAUGAAUAUUUGAAAUAAAGGAGAAAAAGGACUGAAAGAGGAAAGAAUAGGACAGAGGGAGAGAACGAGUCGUCUCGGGUUUCAGACGAAUGGCGUCUAGGAAAGCAAAGCAGAGCGAAACAAUUGAAAAGGAGGGAGCAGAUAAUAGAGAAGGGAGGAAGACGAAGCUACAACGUCUUCUCAUUGUGCCUCACGGCGUGCGGUCCUCGUAUUCUUGCGAACCUCCUGCUGGGCAGGUUGGGGCUGCAGCUACGGUUUAGAAUCAAACCAGAAGGCCUGGAAUUCGUUUCUCGGAUUAUAAGUUAUACCUUAUAAAGUUUGUUGCGAGCAGACUCAAAAGUGGCCGACACAGUACUGGCAACGGUCUCCUUCUCGAGGGUGGUCCCGAUCCUUUCAUCUUCCCUUCGUCCCUUCUUUACUAGAUUAUCUCAAUUCAACCAUUUGCAAUUAUAUGAUUAUUACUCGGUCAUUGCAUAUACCUACCUCCUUUUACCAACCAAUUUUCUUUCUCCCUUCUCCUAACAUCUUCUUAAGAUUACAUAGGAUAACUUUGUCAUAAAAAAGCAAUAUGAUUAUCGAAUAUUUUUUUUCCACUCUAAUCCGAUCAAGUCGACUUAGAUAAAAUCGGAUCUUAUCGGUUCUAAAUUUCUUGUAAAAUCUCAAAUUUAUAUCGGCUUAUUUGGAAAACGGUACAUCGUUAUACUUUAUGUUUUCAUACCAGCGGACGUAUGAAAGAGGCGUACUUAGAGAAAAAAAACAAAAAACAAAAAAAAAAAGAAAGAAAAAGGAAAAAAAAACAAAAAAAAAAAGACAGAACGUUUGAAGAGCUUUCGAUCCAUCGGAUAAGCCCGAACUCGACAUGGUGAUUCGUAAAAUCUCGUUAGAUUUCAUCACCGUCACGUAACGCUUUUUUCAUUCGGCGCGCGUCCCUGAACCGUGUUCUAAUUUGAAAAACCGAUCGGAAUUUUAUAGUGGAAAGAUAAAAAAAAAAAAAAAAAGAAAAAAGGAGCAGAAACCGAUCGAAUAAGCGAUGCCUACGCCAGUGAUAGAAAAGGAGAAUGAGAAGUAGAUAUCAUCGAUACGAAGCAGCCCUCUCUUGCUCUCGUGACUGCGUGGAAAUCGAAUCGCUGGGACCACACGCAUCCGGUGAACGCAUUAAAGCUCCCGCGACACAAAUUCCAGAAGUGAAAUCCGCGGCAGCCGCAUCGGUUAUGCCAAGCCACCGACUCGUCGUUUCGCGUCCGAUAAAGCUGCUAAUGGUCAUGUGUCCACCGGGAGAGCCAGGUCCGCCAGGGAAAAAAGGAAAGAAGGGCAAAAAGGGUGAACCCGGAGAGCCCGGGCCGCCGGGUGUGGCCGGGACGCCGGGCAAGAACGGUUUUCCGGGACCUAUCGGGUUGGACGGACCUAAAGGAGAUGCGGGUCGACCGGGCGAGAAAGGACAAAAAGGAGAACUUGGAAGCCCUGGCUUCGAUGUCUUCUCAGCAGUAAAGGUCAAUGCACAGGGAUUGGGGUUAAAGAGGUCGGUGACGACCCUCCGUGGCGGGACACUCGGAUAUGCGGAAAUCGUCGCUCUGAAGGGACUUCAGGAGCAAGGGCAUAAUAUAUCGACGCAAACCAUCAUACAACUCAAAGGUGAGCCAGGAGAACCCGGGCCACCGGGUCCACCAGGUCCACCAGGAUCAGAGGGUCUCCCAGGACACGAAGGCAGACAAGGGAUUCCUGGUGAAGUCGGUUCGCCGGGAGAAAAAGGUGCGCCUGGACCAAUCGGACCAAUUGGUCCAUCCGGUAUUCCAGGACUUCCGGGUCCUAAGGGUGACAAGGGAGAUAAAGGAGAUCGUGGCCUGACGACUUCGAUGAAUGGCGAACCAUUUCCAACGGGAAUAUUGGAAGGUCCUCCUGGUCCACCUGGACCGCCUGGGCCCCAGGGCGAGAAGGGAGAGCUGGGUCCGACAGGACCACCCGGUCUGACCGGCGAGAAGGGUGCCCGGGGAAAGCAAGGGAAGAGGGGUUUCAAGGGUGAGAGCGGUAUUACAUUGGCGAGGGGUCCACCCGGCCCACUGGGUCCAAAGGGUGAAAGGGGUUACCGGGGCGAAAAGGGCGCCAAGGGAGACCAGGGCUCGCCAGGACCUAAGGGAGAACAAGGAGCUCAGGGUCCACCGGGAUUUAACGGGACCGAUGGCGAAGCUGGCAUACAAGGUCCACCGGGAUUACCGGGCCUUUCCGGACCCAAAGGUGAGAAAGGCGAGUACGGUGAUAUCGGACCUCCCGGACUCAUGGGACCUCCAGGUUUGCCUGGUCCACCGGGCUAUCCUGGAAUGAAGGGUGACAAAGGUGAAAAGGGCGAAUCGAAGUACAAAAAACUGAGAAGAAGGCAGGGUGACGGCACCUUCGAAGUCAAUGCGGGCGAAGUGAUUAUGGGACCUCCUGGACCACCUGGACCAGCCGGUACUCCUGGAUUGCAAGGUCCACCUGGUAUCAAGGGCGACAGAGGACACGACGGCGCCAAGGGUGAUCCUGGAGAGAAAGGUGCCAAAGGAGAUCCUGGUCCGAUGGGAUUACCCGGCCCCAUGGGACUGAGAGGCGAAUCCGGAAAGCCCGGAGAUUCCGGGAAACCUGGCGCCAUGGGACCCUCAGGACUAGACGGCAUGAAGGGAGCACAAGGGGAGCCUGGAACGAAGGGUGAAAGGGGAGAUCCAGGAUUGCCCGGUACCGAUGGGAUUCCAGGAACGGAGGGACCGAAGGGUGAGAAAGGUGCUAAAGGCGAUUGUGGCCCACCUGGUAAGAGAGGAAGAAAAGGAGACAAGGGUAACAAAGGCGAUCAGGGUGUACCUGGACUAGACGCGCCCUGUCCCCUCGGUCCUGAUGGCCUUCCAUUACCAGGUUGCGGCUGGAGACCACCUCAGGACACGACGAGUACGUCGACGCCAGUGAUCGAAGGACCAGAACCCGCGGAAACGGAUUACGAGCCGGAAGAGGAGUACGAGGAGUAUCCAGAUCACAACGGGAACUUAGCGGAGCCAUAAUGCUCAUUGUGCGCUGCCCUACUCACCACUACAACCACCACCAUCACCAACACCCUCAUCACACGACUCACCCUGCUCUCCCAAACUAACGUGGUCCUGCCAAGAAGUAAUAUUCUGCGCGAAUGGCUGGCGGAGGAGGAAGAGGAGGAGGAAGAAGGGCAGUGACACAGAUGGUUUACUGAAAGUAGCGCAUUUUCAUCAAGGACCUUCCUGUAUCCGCGUCGCUAACGUACACGACUCACCAACGAUUCACCGUAUUCCGAAUUCGAUGCGAUCAGUUUAGCGAUAUAUACGCCAAACUAAAUCAUCUUGCCACAGAGGAGUGUUGUAAAUAAGUGUACUUACAGUGUCUAGCGUCCGCAGUGCGUGUACAUAAAUAAUUAGUUUACUGCUACAAUUAGGAUCCAUGGUGAUGACGAAGAUGGUUGUACGAUCUCUCUCUCUCUCUCUCUCUCCUCUUUCUCUCUUUUUCUUUCUAUUUCUCUCCCCUCUUUCUUUCCUUCUUUCUCUCCCCCCCCCCCUCUCUCUCUCUCUCUCUCUCUCUCUCUCUCUUUCUCUUUCUCUCAAUUCCUGUCCACGAAAUUAUCGAGCAAUUCUCUAGAGUCUAAAAGAACAACAUCCAGAUUCCUCCUACGACGACAAAGAAUGACUUUGAGAGAGCGAUCGUGAUUCCGGUGUUAGCUUCUGUCUCCUGCUGAAGUGUAUUGAUCGAUCGAAUACGGUGAUGCGGCGCAUAGUGCAAGAGACUCACUUCUUUUUUUUUCUCUCGAUGGACAAAAAGAUAUAGCCAGGAUUGAUAAUUAUUCUUGCUACGAUCGUCGUAUUUCGAGGGCUUCGCUAUCCUACGUGUAAUUUCUGUGUGUGUGUGCGUAUGUGCGUAUGUGUGUAUGUAUGUACGAUUGAUAUGCGAGACUUCCUUGUUCCCCGCAUUCUCCAGGAAGGAACGUCUAGGAUAUUAUUUACCUUCAUCUACGGCUACGCGGUACUUCCAAAGUCAAUUUUGCUCGUAAUAACGAUUACGUUCAGAAUUAAACUUGUCCUGCGUAUCAUAAGUGACAUAAUUACCGAACCCAAUAAGCGAUCACCCGCAAUAUUAAUUUCGGAUUUUACGAAAGAUUCCUCCAAAUUCGCUACGAGAGAUCCAGAUUUUUAUACGAUUGUAUUCGAGUCAAGACCCGUGCGGCUCUGCUUUCUCGUUGACUAGAAAUAUCGCUAGUUUUUAAAUCGAACGAGUAAUGUGUACACAUUGUCAAUAUUAGCAAUUAUAAAAUAAAUUUUAAGUGUAUAUCACGGAUAUAUUAUGCCGUUUCUACAUCGGUACAGAUUUCACCGUGUUGUUGCGUGGUAGUCCGAAUGUUAAUUCCGUGUAUUCGAUGGACAGCUUGUGGACGAAGAUAGGCGGAUGAAUUGGACUACGAUUAUUACCCGUCCGCUUCCAACGUCUCGAUCUUCCCCUUAUUCGCACGAACAAGCGAACCUAACGAUAUCAUACUCGCAAUAAAGAUAUGAAGAUUUUCUUCAUUCCUUCGAGUAUAAUUUUUGUUAUUUCUCGCUAUAAGUGUACGACAGUGUAUUAUAAACUUAGUUUUGUACCGAUUAAAUAUUUAUUAAUGGUUA
Molecule: messenger RNA, 5211 nt
Organism: Vespa crabro (European hornet)
Lineage: Eukaryota; Metazoa; Arthropoda; Insecta; Hymenoptera; Vespidae
Product: collagen alpha chain CG42342
Exons: 26
Coding region: 1630-3594 (654 amino acids)
Source: RefSeq, a predicted model, not a curated record